CGCAUACGAACACAUGAUACUCGAUAUACAUAGUUUGUUUACUGCUCAUUGUGAUUUGGAAGAACACGUGCUCAAAUAAGCAAUUGUUAAAACUAUAGUACUUAAUUUAUCACGUGCCAACGACUUGUCUCUUGAUUUCUUCGCUAUUUUUUGUCACAGUGAUGUGUAAUUUCUGCUACCAAACGCGGAGGAACGUGUAAACCGAAGAAUCAUUUAUUUAAAUGGUAUUAAAAACAAAUACGUCAGUCGAAUUUUUUUAAUGAAAUUGAAAGUUCGCACAAGUCACUGGGUACUCGAUCAUUACUGGGUGAUGUCCAUGUAACGAAACAUAAUACUGGAAAUUCUUGAGAGGAAAAAAAGUGUCGUGCACUGUCAGUCAGCAUCUUCGGCUACACAGCAAAAAUAAUAUUCACCGUCGGUGUUCCAUCAAAGUAUUCGUUUAUUUUGAACUUAUUGUAAUAGUAAGAAUUGUAAAGAACCUCUUGCCAUGUCUGCCAAAAGGGACAAGGAUGCAAUGAAUGAAGACAGCAGCAGUGAUGAGGAUGAAGAUCCUGAUAACAUGGGUGUUCCAGGUGGUGGGAAAGAUCUUGCUACUGCAACUGGGAUUGCAAAUAUUAAAGAUGAAAAACCUGCAGAUGCACCAUCUAAUGUUAUGACAAAGGGGCAGGGGGGAAUGAACAUGUUAAAUCAGAAAUUUGGAAAUAAAAUCCCUGAUGGAUUAGUAACUAAGACUGCAACACCAGGAUAUGAAAUGGUACGUGUAGGAGGAUCACAGGGUGUACCACCUGGAUUUGUUAAUGCAAAUCAGUUGGGUCAAUUAGGUCAGUUAGCUGCUGCUGGUGGAGCAUAUGGUUUACCACCAGGAUUAGCAACUCUUGCAGGUUUCAAUCCAGCCUUUUUUUCACCAAGCAUGGAUAUGAGCUUAAUGAGCGGUUUUAUGGGUUUGCCUGGAAUGAAUAUGGGUGUGAAUCCCCUUGUUCAGUUGUUAAACCAAAACGGUUUACAUCCAAAUUGGCCAGCUGGCCUAACAGGUAAAGCUGUAUCACAAUUAUGGAUGAACGCUGGGGACCCCACUAAAAUGAAUAUACAACAAACUAUACCGGAAGAAGAAGAAGUAGACGACGAAGAUAUGGGCGUUGCGGAAACGUAUGCUGAUUAUAUGCCUACUAAACUUAAACUUGGACGGAAGCAUCCAGAUCCUGUUGUGGAAACUGCAUCGUUAUCCAGUGUUGAACCAACAGAUGUUUGGUAUAAAGUUUCGAUACCGGAAGAAUCGAUACGAACUGGAGCUUUAUCCGCGUUACAACUUGAAUCAAUAACGUACGCAUCUCAGCAACACGAACAUCUUUUACCGGACGGUUCGCGUGCUGGUUUUUUGAUCGGUGAUGGUGCGGGAGUUGGUAAAGGGCGAACCAUAGCUGGUAUCAUAUUUGAAAACUAUUUAAAAGGACGAAAACGUGCUAUUUGGGUUUCGGUUUCGAAUGAUCUGAAAUAUGAUGCAGAACGUGAUCUGAAUGACAUUGGUGCAUCAAAAAUUGAGGUUCACGCAUUGAAUAAAUUUAAAUACGCAAAAAUUUCGUCAGCAGUAAAUGGUAAUGUAAAAAGGGGAGUAAUAUUCAGCACGUAUUCCGCUUUAAUUGGAGAAUCUACCCAGAGUGGGGGAAAAUAUAAAAGUCGAUUAAAACAACUUUUACAAUGGUGUGGAGAAGACUUUGAUGGGCUAAUUAUUUUUGACGAGUGUCACCGUGCAAAGAAUUUGUGUCCAACAGGUAGCUCAAAGCCUACCAAAACUGGUUUGACAGUUUUAGAAUUGCAGAAUAAGCUUCCUAAAGCUAGAGUAGUAUACGCCAGUGCCACAGGUGCUUCCGAACCCCGUAACAUGGCCUAUAUGGUACGUUUAGGAAUGUGGGGCGAAGGAACACCAUUUCCUGAAUUUAACGAUUUUAUUACUGCUGUUGAAAAACGAGGAGUAGGUGCAAUGGAGAUCGUAGCGAUGGACAUGAAAUUACGAGGCAUGUACAUUGCUCGACAGCUCAGUUUUCAUGGUGUAGCGUUUAAAAUAGAAGAAGUACCAUUAUCCAAAGAAUUUACCGAAGUAUAUGAUCGCUCUGUCCGACUUUGGGUCGAAGCUAUGCAAAGGUUUCAAGAAGCAGCUGAGUUGUUGGAUGCUGAGAAUCGUAUGAAGAAAACAAUGUGGGGUCAAUUUUGGUCGUCGCAUCAGCGCUUUUUCAAAUACUUGUGCAUUGCAGCUAAAGUGAAACACGCUGUUGCGGUUGCGAGAGAGGCUGUAAAAUGUGGGAAGUGCGUAGUUAUAGGUUUGCAAUCCACCGGCGAAGCUCGUACAUUGGAACAAUUAGAACGCGACGAUGGCGAACUUAGCGAUUUCGUUUCCACCGCGAAGGGAGUGCUCCAAUCGUUGGUGGAAAAACAUUUUCCAGCAUCAGAUCGUAAUCACAUACAUCGAGUUCUUGGUAUCGAACCAUCAAAAAUGCAAAGGUUAGAGGACCUUGACGACAUCGAUGGUGCCGGUGGUUCCGCUGGUAGUAGUAAAAGGAAACCUGUACGACAAGCAGCUCAGCGCGCUUCGAAAAGAGUUCGUACAUUCCCAUCCGACGACGAUUUCACUGACGACGAAAGAAACGGUGGUCAUAGUUCUGGUUCAGAAUAUAAACAGAGUGGCAGCGAAAGCGAAGAUGACCAUAAAUCUGACGAAGAGAGUAACAUCACUUCCGAUUCUUCUUUCAAUUACAGCGAAUCGGAUUCUGAUUCAGGUGACGGACGACGAAAGAAGAAAGGUGCGAAAAAACAAAAGAAACCUGUCAAGAAACGUGGCCCGCCUGCGACUGCGGCAACGCGUAAUCGAGCACCAUCAAGAGACGCGGUCGAGCGCGCUUAUACAAUGAAAAAAGAAUUACUGGUAGAAGUGGAGGAACUAGGCGAUCGACUUCCACCAAAUACCUUGGAUCAACUGAUAGAUGAAUUUGGUGGUCCAGAAAACGUGGCUGAAAUGACUGGUAGAAAAGGGCGGGUUGUUCAGACAGAAGAUGGCACUAUUCAAUACGAAUCUAGAUCUGAAGUAGACGUACCUCUGGAAACUCUUAAUUUAACAGAAAAACAAAGGUUUAUGGAUGGUGAGAAAACGGUAGCCAUUAUUUCUGAAGCAGCUAGCAGUGGUAUAUCAUUGCAAAGUGAUAGACGAGCUAGAAAUCAGAUGCGACGAGUGCAUAUUACUCUUGAAUUACCAUGGAGUGCCGAUAGAGCGAUCCAGCAAUUUGGACGGACGCAUCGUUCGAAUCAAGUGAAUGCACCAGAGUACAUAUUUCUUAUUUCGGACUUGGCAGGUGAACGGCGAUUCGCAUCUAUUGUAGCGAAACGUCUGGAAAGUCUCGGCGCUCUUACACACGGAGAUAGACGAGCCACGGAAACGAGAGACCUUUCACAAUUUAAUAUCGAUAAUAAAUAUGGUCGUGCCGCUCUCGAAGCAACAAUGAGAACCAUAAUGAAGUACGAACCGCCUCUUGUACCACCACCUCAAGAUUAUCAUGGAGACUUCUUCAAAGACGUGGCUGAAGCGUUGGUGGGUGUUGGUUUGAUUUGCAAUAGCGAAAGCACACCUGGCGUACUCACAUUGGACAAAGAUUAUAAUAACAUGUCGAAAUUUUUGAAUCGUAUUCUCGGUAUGCCUGUUGAUUUGCAAAACCGUUUGUUCAAAUAUUUCACCGACACGUUGAACGCGAUUGUCACGCAAGCGAAAAAGACCGGUCGUUUUGACAUGGGUAUCCUCGAUCUCGGUACUUCUGGAGAAAAUGUGAAAAGGGUUAAAUUGUAUCGUUUCUUACGUAAACAUGCCACUGGAAAAGCGCCAACCGAGCUCCACGUUGUACACGUUGAACGUGGAAUGAAUUGGUCUGAAGCGAUAGAUAAAUUUUCUGAAUUAACAGGGUCCAAAGAGGGAUUUUAUUUGAGUCAUCAAAUUCGUAAUGGAAAACAAACGGCAAUCCUCGCUGUUGCUGUAGAAACUGGUGGAAAAAAGAAAUCUGAAAGCAAGAAAGAUCAAUUGUACAUGGUUUAUAGGCCCAAUACAGGAUUACAAUUAAGACAAGAAACUCUAGGCGAAUUAGAGAAGAAAUAUAAGAAAGUAUCGUCAGAUGAAGCAGAACCACACUGGUCGCAACAGUACGAAGCUUCUGUAGAUACGUGUUCUCACGCUUAUUGGCGCGGUAAUUGUAAAAACGUAACUAUUGGUAUGGACUGCGAGGUUGGUCUCCGAAGGCGUUCCUAUAAUGUUCUGUCAGGUUCUGUUUUAAGCGUAUGGAGUCGGGUAGAAAGUAUUCUCGCGACACGUUCUGGUCACAAUUCUAAGAUGCAAGUUGUGCGGUUACGAACCGACGAAGGAUUGAAGAUAGUUGGUACUCUUAUUCCAAAGUCCUGCAUGGAAAUAUUACGACAAGAACUUUCAUCCGAUUCUGAAAACACCGAAGAACUUACAUUUUGAACAUCACGUUAAUUCGCUUUCAUAGGACCAAAAGAAGCGAUUAAUAAGAAUAUAACAUACAGUGGACAAAUCCCUCUGCUUAGUUUUUCAAGAAAAGUGACAUAAGGAGAGGGUGCACUUGCAAAUGCAUGGCGAAAACAUGGAUUAACGUGUUAAUUAUCGAGAUGUUAUAAGGUAGAUUUUCAGAUGACCAUCUACCAACCAGUGUUUUAUUGUCCUAUCGAAUAUGACGAGUGAAAUGAAUGCGUGACACGAACAUUUGCGAUUUAUGGAUUUUUGAAAUCUAAACGUAUCUCUUCGUUAGGUUCUCACGUUGUUAUUUUAUAAGUUUUAACGAAACGUAUUUCUCUCGCCCGUCACAUCUUGAUAUACAAAUGUCGUAAGUAGUUAGAAUUUUUUUUUAUUUUAGUCGUAAAUUACGCUCGCAUUGAUUUGGGCGUUACCGGGUACACAUUUUUUGUAUUUUCAUUCAUCUUGUUCACGUUGUCAAAAAGAAAAAAAAAAAGGACAGAAAUUAUUAGAAACCUUACUUUUAUACAGUUUAUGAUUAUAUAUGAAACAAACUUGUCUGUGCACGAAAAAAAGGAUAUUAAGAUUCGUAUUAUCACGUGUAGGACAGAUUAGAUUACAUUUCUAAAAAUCACGCGUGUGAGUUAAUUUCAGUCAGUGUGGGAUAGCUUUAUUUUGCAUCAGUCAAAUUAAGAAAUGGAACAUGAAAAGAAACGCGAUUUUUACGAGGAAGCACGAAAUGAAAUUAGUGAUUCGUACGACUUAAAAAACUGUAUCUUAACGCUAAUCAUAUCUUGAAAAACGAAGCAACAUCCAGUGAGAAUCGAUUGUGAAAUCUUAGAGAUAGGAAAGAGUUCGCUUACUCGUGUAUUGUGACUGAUUAACUAACCGAAGUAUAACUCGGACAAAAAAUAAAGUAGUAUUAGUACUAUAUAAAAAACGCAGUGCGAAACGAUCAAUUCUCGCUGGAAAGUACAGAUGUAUACGCAACUGUUCCAAUUUUUAUUUAAUCGUUGAAUUGAUCGAAUAGUUAAUUAAUGACCAUUGCUAUUGCUACCAUUAAUAUUAUUACACUACUGCUAUUAUUAUUAGUGCUAGUACCCCCACUGAAAACAAACUAUUAUUACUAUUACAAAGAAAUAGAGAGACGAGAUAACAUAUUUAAAUAAAUAUUUAUUGUUUUUAAAGAAGUGCCAAUGUAGCGUAAAAUUUUUGUUUUUUUAUAAAUUCACAAUUCCGUGAUCAGACUUCAGAGAAUAUUUUAUUUUAUUUGUCUUGUUUUUCUACUUUUAUUAAAAGUAAUUUGAUAAUACCGUUAGCACGAAAAUUGAAAAAAUCAUUAAUAAUUAAAAAAAAGAAAAGAGAAAAUCUCGUCUCCCAAUAUUCUCAAUUUAUGAGUAGUCGGCAUUAAAAGAUUAGAUUCAACAAUACAUAUGGCAGUAUAUUUAUAUUCAGAAAUCAUAAAGUAGUCAUGCGAUUCGCAUGUAUAUUGAGUAGAUGUCUGUUGUUUGUACGCCUGGGCGAGUACUAAACGAAUUAGAUCUUCUGAUCUAUCAUUUAUGACGGAAAAAACAGUAACAACAAAGGGAAGAUCCAGAUUACAUUAAAUAGGGAAAAGAAAAAAAAAAGAUAGAGUACUCCGAAGCAAUCGAUAGAAUUCGUUUUAAGUAGAAUCUCCAUUAGAAGAACAGAUUAUUGUGAAUAAAUCUUGUUCACAUAUUUCAGACGUUGUAAAAUUGGAAAUUAUCACUGUGAAUAUUUUCCUGUCUUCGUAAUAUUGUCCUUAAUACAAUAAAAACAUCGUUUUGACGUAGUGUACGAAAGAUAAACUACUACGUUUCUACGGAUACACUACAUAUUGCAUUUAUAAAACAAGAGAAAGAAAUGAAAAAGCUUAUUUACGUGUACUACGUAGCGGAAAUAAGAAUACUUUUAUUGUGUUCUAUCUUUUGUAAAAUUCGAUCGUAAUCAUUUAUGAUACCAGUAAAUUAUUUAUUAAUUUAUUAUUACAGAUAUGAUUUAUUCGAUUAGUAUUUGUUCGUUAUUCAAUACUUUUUGUCAUUUUAAAACAAAAUCGGUUAUUUUGAUAAAACAUCUAUUCAGUUUUAUAUCGUUCAAUUUCUCUAAUUUAUUACAAACGUGGAGAUUCUUAAUGAAACUAAUUGGGAACGAGAAUGUCGGUUGACGAAAUUUUAAUACCGAAAGUGAUUUGUGAUUUAUAUGAAAAGAUUUCAAAGUGUAAAUAUAUAUAUUAAAGAAUAUAAAGCAGUUUUAGGUCACACGUGUACCUUAUAUUCAAUAUUUUUACAAUUCUUGCUUGAGUUCCUAUUACAGACAAGGUGUAAUUUAUAAAUGUGGUAUCUAGUAUACGUGGAAACAGGCACUGCACUUGCCGAAACGAUUCCCUUUCGUUAUGUGCUGUGUUUUGUGAAACUGAAUGAGCGAUUUUGAAAAUGCUAUACAUAUAUACAUAUAUAUAUGUACUUGCAUGUGUAUAUAUACAUGUAUAAAUGUUUGUGUAUGUAAAAUCAAUACUUAGUAAAAAAAAAAAGAAGAAGAAAAAGAAAAGGAAGAAAAAAAAAUGAAAAACAGUGCUAAAGAAAUCGAUCUUUCGAAUAUCAAACCCACUAUUAUUACUAUAACGUUCGCAUUAACAUUAUUUUCCUCCAUUGUUGUGUAACUUAAAAUAAUAAUGAUGCGUAUGCUACUUUUCCCUCUUGUUGCUUUGAACGUACAUAUAUGUUGUACCGCGAAAAGCAUACGAGAAACAUUAAUUCAUUGACGUAUAAAAUACAAUGGAUUUCCGUAAAAGAAAAGAAAAACCAUGUAAAUUGUUUUCUGUUGCAAGCGCAGACUUAGUAUUGUGCAUUGCAUAAAAUUAUAUAAAUAGCAAAUAAAAUGUCUUAUAUAAGUAUCA
Molecule: messenger RNA, 7421 nt
Organism: Osmia bicornis bicornis
Lineage: Eukaryota; Metazoa; Arthropoda; Insecta; Hymenoptera; Megachilidae
Gene: sno
Product: protein strawberry notch
Exons: 11
Coding region: 488-4495 (1335 amino acids)
Biological process (GO): regulation of DNA-templated transcription
Cellular component (GO): nucleus
Molecular function (GO): chromatin DNA binding; histone binding
Source: RefSeq, a predicted model, not a curated record